AUGACGACCACGAGCACGGUGGACCUUGGGGGUGUGACGUGGAAGAUUCGAAAUACUGUGAGUAGCUUUCUAGUCCAUCAGCAACUUGCAAACUACGCCAAUGAUCUUGUGGCAUUUGGUGGAUACUUAGGAAGUAGAUUGCUAGUUGAUACACCGUGGAGUAAACCUCAAGCCUCUUUGGCAUAUGAAUGGUCACUCUCAGCUUGUUAUACCGAUUUUAACGUCAAUAAAUCCAUUGCGGUGUUUAUUGGGCUCGACUUAACUAGACAAGAGGUGUCUCUUUGCCGUGAUGGAAUCACAAGUAUACAACGUCAGGGGCGCCUCAAACUCGAUGAAGGAUCGAGCUUUCUGCUGGCGCUCGCGGCCCCCUGGGUUGGUCCAAUCACUGCAGACGGUACAAACGUGACAGCAUACGUCUUCACAUCCUCUCUUCUGUUAACUCCCAUUGCCACAAGUCCUACAAAUAACCCGCCUUCCACCAUCCCACCAUUCUCCUCUGCGAGUAACGCUCUUUCGACCACGCUUAGUCUUGUUCCGCCAUUCGGAUUAUCUUCCAGUACUAUUGCUGGAGGUUCCACACCGUCUCUGGCUACAUAUCCAGCAGAUGGCCACAAUAGGGCGGCAAUCGUUGGCGGCAGCAUCGCCAGCGGCAUUAUUGGCCUCUUUAUUGUCGUUUCUUUGGUGUUUCUCCUUUGGAAAUGCUACCAGAAACGACGAUCUAGGCAGCUGGGACCGCGUCCAGUGCCGUUUGUUCAUAUUCCGUCAACCGAGAACAUCGCGUUGACUUCAAUUCUUCAAAACUCGAGCAAUCACGCUUUUCCUACAGCGGCAGAGUUUGCAACACAUCAUGUCACGCCACCCGUCGCCUUUGCCAAUGCACCGGCAUCGCCCUGGAUUUCGGGUGCGCAUAUUCAGUUUCCAGCGGACGCGAAUGCGGGAGGCGCGACUGGUGCUCCCUACUAUGGAGCGCGAGAAAGCCGAGAUACUAUGCAAUCUUCGGGAAGAGUUUGGUUUUCUCAACACCCACAACUAUGA
Serendipita indica DSM 11827 is the source of this 1035-nucleotide messenger RNA. The record is from the annotation of a GenBank genome assembly. NCBI's taxonomy places the organism in Eukaryota, Fungi, Basidiomycota, Agaricomycetes, Sebacinales, Serendipitaceae.